AUGAUGCCCCUUUAUCGGGCUCUAGGCAAUAACCUAGCGCCUCUUUACGAAGAAGAAGCUCCAACAUUUUACGUUGGUUGUUUAACACCAAAUCCCCAAGAAGGAGUUCCACCCGCUCAUGAUUUUUUAAGUGGUUAUACAACACCUGGACCAAAUGAAAGAGAAGCUAGCAGAUAUUUAAAAGCAAAUCUCGGCGUUAUGUUGGGUGUCUAUCUGCCUACAAUUCAACACAUUCUCGGUGUUACAAUGUUUAUUCGUCUUGCUUGGUGUGUUGGUGUUGCUGGGGUUGGACAAACAUUUCUUAUGCUCUUUCUAUGUUGCCUUUGUACCUUUCUCACGUGCAUCAGUGUAUCUGCUGUUGCUACAAAUGGAGUUGUAGAAGGAGGCGGUGCUUACUUUAUGAUUUCUCGAAAUUUGGGACCUGAAUUUGGUAGUGCCGUUGGAAUACUAUUUUAUUUAGCCAACACUGUGGCUACAGCAAUGUAUUUGGUUGGAGGCGUUGAAAUUCUAUUGUUAUAUCUAUUCCCUGCUUUGACCAUUGGAGGACAUGAAACUCAUACGGAUACAGGAAUAUUUGGAAUGAUGUCCAACAAUUUACGCUUCUACGGAACAAUUCUUUUGAUUGUCGAAUUUUUGAUCGUUGCUAUGGGUGUUCGUUUUGUUCAACUUUUAGCACCGAUUUCUUUGGUUUGUGUAAUUUUUUCAAUUCUUGCAUGUUAUGCUGGUGCUGUUGAAAAAACUCUUUAUCCAGAUACUGGCCAAAGGUUUUUUUAA
This is a messenger RNA of Meloidogyne enterolobii, 774 nucleotides long. The record is from the annotation of a GenBank genome assembly. Lineage: Eukaryota; Metazoa; Nematoda; Chromadorea; Rhabditida; Meloidogynidae.